This is a messenger RNA of Mesorhabditis spiculigera, 1287 nucleotides long. Lineage: Eukaryota; Metazoa; Nematoda; Chromadorea; Rhabditida; Rhabditidae. The record is from the annotation of a GenBank genome assembly.
AUGCGGUUGCUGGUGCUGCUCACACUAUUACCUUGGCUAUCUCUUGGGGAGGCGCCAGGAUGUACGGACGCUGAUCCGAAGUGUACGGAGUGGGCAGCACAGGGAGAAUGCUCUUCUAAUGCCGUUUGGAUGAUGGCCAACUGCCGAAAAUCUUGCCGCUCGUGCCAAGGAGGCGAGAAAGCCUGGAAACUCCGACAGCACAUCCAGGAAAACUACAAAAACGAUACCGAAAACGUGACCCGAGAAGUGCGCGUCGAAAGCGUGCGCAUCAACAACCUCGAAAUUGACGAGAAGAAGCAGAGCGUGCGCGUCUACGGCAGAAUGGUGCUGAGCUGGAACGACACGAAAAUCGCCUGGCCAAAGGAGAAGUGGGGGCUGUCGUGGCUGAACUUCUACUGGAUCCAGAUUUGGACCCCGCAAAUUGUGCAGAUCAACGGGGGUGGGAGCUCGUCUACCAGUGCCGGGAGCGUCACCAGCAAGGUGUUGGCCGCAAACUACACCGGACAAAUUUAUCUCUGGACGGAUUUUAUCUUUACCUCGCCCUACUCGUUCGUCUACGAGGAGUUCCCGACGGAUAUUCAGAGGGUGUGCUACAAAUUCGACGACAAGCGCCUGUUGGCGGCCAAGUUCUCGGUUGCAGAGGAGGUGCGGGACAAGGACAGGGAGGAGUUCACCGACACCCGGGUCACUGGAUGGCAGAUCGAGGGACUGGAGAUGAACGAAUCCCCCUACACCAUCACAACCCUCUCCGACUGGCACAAAAACCCCUUCGACAUCCAGGCGGCCAAUGCUGAGAUGUGCGUCACAUUGAGCCGAAACGCCGUCUACUUCGUCUCCGAGAUGUUGCUCCCCGCCCUCCUCACCUCGUUGUUCACCAUUUCCGCUCUGUCCUCGCGGCAAAUCAUGCUGCUGGCCUUCUCGAUCGUGUCGCAGUUGCUGUCGUUGCUGCUCGUUUCGCAGCGAUUGCCGUCGUUCACCACGCAUACGCCGACGAUAUUAAAAUUCGCGGGCUUCAACCUUGUAAUGACCGGCCUCCUCUUCGUCGCCUCCAUGAUCCUCGAGAAGCUGGCGUCCAGCCCAGCUGAAAUCCCGCCCCCACAUUGGGUGGAUCGGCUUGUCUCGAUCGUCAGCCUCGCCCUCCCCAUGCCAAAGUCGACAAAGCAUGAGGACGCCGCGCUCAAGUAUGCAGCCCCGGCUCAUGCUAUGAAUCAGGUGAUCUUCUUCGCCGCAACUACGCCGCCAACAGUGCCUCUCUCCAAAGAAAUCUUCCAUUCAUCCCUCAACCCG